AUGGAUACAAUAAUUAUCAUAAAAGAUUAUGAUUUAUGCGAAAUUGAAAAUUCAGAGACAAAAACUGAAUAUAAUGAAUCAAAUAAAAAUGAACACGUAGAAAUCGAAAAUAUAUCUGAAACUAAAAGUAUCGCAGAAAUUAAAAAUGUUAGAAUACCUAAAAGUAUAGAAGAUAAUAAAAAUAUCGAAGAAAUUGAAAAUAGAAAAAAAUGUAGUGAUAAUAUUAAAGAUACCAGAAAUUUUGAAGAAAUUAAAAAUAUGGAAAAAAAUAUAGAUGAAGCCAUUGGAAAUAUUGAAGAAAUAAAAAAUAUGGAAGAAAAUAAAGAAAUAGACAGUAUGGAAGAAAAUAAAGAAAUAGAAAGUAUGGAAGAAAAUAAAGAAAUAGAAAGUAUGGAAGAAAAUAAAGAAAUAGAAAGUAUGGAAGAAAAUAAAGAAAUAGACAGUGUGGAAGAAAAUAAAGAAAUAGACAGUAUGGAAGAAAAUAAAGAAAUAGAAAGUAUGGAAGAAAAUAAAAGUAAAACUAUUAGAAAUAUUGGAGAAAUAAAAAAUAUGGAGAAUACCAGAAAUACUGAAAAAAUAAAAAUUGCGGAAAUUAAAAAGAUAGAAAACGCAAAUAUUGAAGGGAUGGAUAAUAUUAAAGAAUCUAUGAAAGAAAAGUGUUAUAUGAUGAAAAAAAAUGAAUUGAAUGAAGAAAAGAAAAAGGAUAUAAAAUUAAAAGAGAAUUUAAAUAAAGAAAAAGAGAAACUACAAUUAUUGAAAGAAAAACUAGAUAGAGAUUUAAGAAUGCGUAAUAGAAAUGAUCCUUUAUUUAAUGCUUGGUACAUACCUCACGACUAUUUCAGAUUUUUUAAAUUUUGUAAGAAUAAAAAUAAAAUCGAUCUUAAAAAUAAACCAAGAUAUUUAUACGUAGAUGGUGUUAUAGAUUGUUCAAUACCAUACAUACUUAAUAAGAUUAAUAGGAAUACUAAUAUACAAAUUCUUAAAAUUGGUAAUAAUAAUUAUUCUAGGUGGGAAAAAAAAUAUAUUGAAAGAUUCUGUGAAGUAAAUUAUGAAAAAGAUUAUAAAUGUAAUAAACAAUAUAUUUGUUAUAGGACACCUUUAUCAAAUCUGUUUCACGAAUUAAUUUUACGCAUUUGCUCGUAUAUCGAAGAAGAAGACUAUUCCAUGGACGAUAUAAAAAUGAUUAUCAGAUUAUUUUUGCAUAGGUUUUAUCAUGCUAUAUAUAUUCAUAGGCAGACUUCUACAUUUGAAAAUGACAGAGUUAUAUCUUAUAAAGAAGCAAAAGAAAUUUCAGAUGGAUUGAAUAGAGAUAUAUCUGGUGAAAUUUUAAAACUUUUUAUUGGAUCAAACGAUUACAGAAAGGUUUCAUUCCAUCAUUCUAAAUUAAAUUUAGAAUUUUCUUCGAGUAUAUUUAUAAUUCCACAUAUGGUACAUAUGGAUGAAAUUAUGAACAAUACCUCUUCGUAUAUAAAUCUUUAUAUGUUGGUUCAAAGAUUGUUCUUUUUAGGUUUUAGAGAAAUGGAAUUCGAAAAUAUUCAUUAUAUACACGUACCGAGAGAUAUUGAGAUAUAUUCAGCAGAAUAUUUAAAUUAUAUUACAAUGAGGAUUACAAAUAUUUAUAAAUAUCAUUUUAAUUGUCGUUCUUUUAUUUAUGAUAGAUGGAGAGAAUUAUAAGUGAAAUACUCUUUUGAGAUUGACUUUGUUAUGCCAAUAUAGAUCGAAACAAAGUACUAAAUUUAUAUGCAAUAAGUUAUGAAAAAGUUUUUGGAAUGGAUCUAGAUUAUUAUAAGAAAAAGGUAAAAAAAACCAAAUAAAAGAGAAACAUCUAAUAUUGAAAGUAAAGAAUCAAGUACUAAGUAUGAAAAAAUUGAACAUAAAGAAGUAUCUAGAUUUGAUAAAUUGAAAUAUUAUAAAAUGAACGAGAAUUAUUACCAAACAAAAUUAUUACAAAUCUUGGACGAUAAUUUAUAUGGGCCUUGGUUUUCUCAAUAUGAUUUUCGCAGAUAUUUUAAUUUUAAAAAGAAGAAUGGAAAAAUACAAAAUGAUUAUUUAUAUAUAGAUGGCAUAUUAUGCUGUGCAGUAUCAUUAGUUCUUAGGAAAAUUAAUGAAAACUCAAAUAUUCGAGUUUUAAGAAUAGACGAUAAUAAAUUUUUCAAGAGUUCUAUUAAUAAUUUAAAUAUUUUGAAUUAUAAUGAUGAACUUCAUAGAGAAUCUAUCUGUUAUAAAACCCCUAUAUCAAAUUUAUUUCACGAAUUAAUAUUACUUAUUUGUUCUCGUAUAAAAGAUAAAGCGUACCCAAAAAAUAAACGGAAAGCAGUGACAAAUUUAUUUGUAAAUGAAUUAUUUAAGAAACAAUAUAAAAUUUUUGACUUUAUCGAAUCAAAUAAACGUAUGGAUGAUACUAAUGUACAAAAAAUAAUUAAUGCGAUUAAUAAAAAUAUUUCUGAUGAUAAUAUUAAAAAUAUUCCUAAUGAUAAUACCAAUAAAAAGAAUACAUAUAAAAAUAUUUUAUUGUAUGAUCACAAUACUUUCCAUGCUAUAUUUAUAAUACCGCAUUACAGUCAUCUUCCUAGUAUUUUUAAGAAAUUUAAAAAAAAUUUAAAUUAUGAUAACAUAUAUAAUAAUUUUUAUAUAGAAAUUCAAAGUUUCUUUUUUUUAUGUCUUAAACGAUUUAAAUUUAAUAACAUUCAUUAUAUAAAUAUACCAGAGGAAAUAGCAAUGUAUUCAAAAGAAUAUCUUAAUUUUGUUACUACAAAAAUUAUAAAUAAAUAUACAUAUCAUUUUAUGUGCUAUUAUAAAUAUAUUGAUUCUGAAAAAAAUAUUAAUGAUUAUAAUUUAAACGUUUUUUGAUAAUAACACUAUAAAUAGGGCUGUGUCUUAAUGUUUUUCACAUUCAUGUAGAACAUUAGUUAGUCAACAUACCUUUAUUUAUAUAUCUCAACAUUAUUUAAAAUACACCCAAUUAUACAAAAUUAGAUAUGGCAAAUCUUGGAAGACUUAAGAAACUUGGAAUUAACAAAAAAUUAGUUAUUUCUGAAAAAAGCAAUUCUCAGAAAGAUGAUUGGAAUAUUGAAAAAAAAAUUAUUUCUUCUAAAGAAAAAACAAAUAUUGACAUAGAUGAAGAAUUUUCUCAUAAGACACCAUCUUUAUCAGGAUUACUUAGUUCUUGGUAUUUCUUGUUCAAUUCAUGGUUUUCUUUUUAUAAUUAUGUAAGAAGUUUCAAUUUCAAAGAGAAAAAUGAGAAUGAAAAGAUUCCAAGUUAUCUAAAUGAAAACAUUAAAUAUCAAGAUGUUAACUUGGUCAAAACAGAACACCACAGGCAAAAAAAUAUAUAUGUAGAUGGAGUAUUUCAUUCUUUUAUAUCAAACGUAUUAGAAAAAAUAGAUGAACAUACUAAUAUCAAAAUUGCUAGAACUCAUACAAGUGAAACUUUUAAAAACAUAGAACCUGUUUGUAUAAAUUUAUCAACAAAUUACACGUUGGAAAAUGAUAAAGUAAAAUCAGGUUUAUUAUACUAUAAAACACCCUUAUCAAAUUUAUUUCACGAAUUAAUUUUAGUUAUUUGUUCACGAAUAAGAAAAGAGUGCUGUGAAAAUUUUGAGAUACGUAUAAAAUCGAUUAUUCAUUUAUUUUUAUCUAAAUUAAUACCUAUUUAUAAUAAAAUUGUGAGUAGUGAUGAACUUCAUGUAGAAUGGGGAAACAAAAUUGUAAAGGAUUGGGUCCUUGCUAUAAAUAAUAGUAUUUCUGAUGAAUAUUUAAGAUUUUAUUGUAAAAUUCACGAAAACAAAAAUCUCUUCGCUUAUUUUGGAAAUGACGACAAAUGUUUUGAUUAUGAAAGUUCUUUGUAUUUAUUUGUAAUUCCGGCUGAAUUUCACACAAAUAAAAUUUCAGAAAAAACUUGAUAUUAAAGAAAGUAACAAUAUAGAUAAAUUAUAUUUAAAUGUUCAAAGAUUAUUUUUUAAAGGAUUUGCUGAUUUCAAUUUUAAAAAUGUAUAUACUUUAGAUAUUCCAGAAAUUUAUGUCUUGGGUAGUAAUAAUUAUUUAAAUUUUUUAGCAAGAAACAUUAUAAAGAUUUUUUGCACUCAUUUUCAAUAUGUUUAUGAGUUUGAAGAUAUUUCCUGUACAGACAAAUUUAAAAGUCCUAAAACAAGAAAAUCUGUUAAAGUUUUUCGAAACAGUAAUUUACAGCAGAUAAAAAACAAGUCAGCAUCUAAAGAGGAUUCUCAAGAAAAGAAGUUUCCAACAAAGAUCUUUUGGACUAAAAAUCUUGUAUAAGUUUGGGUGUAAAUAUUUUGUGCAUAAGUAGUUAACAAGUUUAUACAUGAGAAAAAAAAUGUUGUUUAUAGAACAAAAAUUUGUGUAUAGGGUUUUAAAUUUAUGAAAUAAUAAUUCGUAUAUAUUAUUAUUAUUAUUUAAAAGUAUGAAUAAUAUAGUAAUAGAAUAUUAUUAAAAUAUUUUAAUAUUAUGGAGGCAAUAGAAGAUUCGGAUUUUGUUGAGUUUAAAGAUAAUGUUUUAGUAUUUAAAGAUAAUGAUUCUUGUAAACACGAACUUUUUGUAAAAUCUUGGUUUUUGUCCUUUAAUGAUCAUAAAAUUUAUACUUUUACUAAAAAUGAGGUUAGACCGAUGUUGUCUGAAAUGGAUUAUCUUUUUGUUGAUGGAGUUAAGCUUUGUUGUAUAUAUAAAAUACUUGAAAAAAUUAAUAAAUAUACAAAUAUUAAA
Cherax quadricarinatus is the source of this 4719-nucleotide messenger RNA. Lineage: Eukaryota; Metazoa; Arthropoda; Malacostraca; Decapoda; Parastacidae. The record is from RefSeq and is a predicted model, not a curated record.